GGCCAGCCAACACUGGAUUUAGUCUAGUUAGAAGUAGCUGAGCAGCUCUUAUUUGAAAAAACCCCUGAGUUCUGAGUUCAUUACUGCAGGAAACCUGCUCUCCCUCAGCGUGCAGAGAACCUGGCUUCAGAGCAGCCUCACCAGCUCAGGCGUCUGCUCGGAUAAAACCCAACCUGGAGGAGAAUGGCUGCCUACGCCCUGCAAAUCGCCGGGCUGGUGCUCGGUGGUGUGGGCAUGGUGGGCACAGUGGCUGUCACGGUCAUGCCUCAGUGGAGAGUGUCUGCCUUCAUUGGAAGCAACAUUGUGGUCUUUGAAAACCUCUGGGAAGGACUGUGGAUGAGUUGCAUGAGGCAUGCUAACAUCAGAAUGCAGUGCAAAAUCUACGACUCGCUGCUGGCUCUCUCUCCGGACCUGCAGGCAGCCAGAGGACUGAUGUGUGCCGCCUCCGUGCUCGCCUUCCUGGCUUUCAUGACGGCCGUCCUUGGCAUGCAGUGUACCAGGUGCAUCGGGGACGACGAGACGGUGAAAGGUCACCUUCUGCUGACCGCCGGAGUGCUCUUCAUCAUCACAGGCCUCGUGGUGCUCAUCCCCGUGAGCUGGGUGGCCAACUCCAUCAUCAGAGACUUCUACAACCCAAUAGUGGAUAUUGCCCAAAAACGGGAGCUGGGAGAAGCCCUCUACAUAGGCUGGACCACGGCCCUGGUGCUGAUGGUCGGAGGGAUGCUCUUCUGUUGUGUUUCUUGUUGCCAUGAAAAGAGCAGUAGCUACAGAUACUCCAUCCCGUCCCACCGAACAACCCAGAAGAGCUACCACACCACAAAAAAGUCGCCGAGCGUGUACUCCAGAAGUCAGUACGUGUAGUUAUGUCUCUUUCUAAACUACCUAGAAAGCCACCCAGAUGACAUAGAUGUCCACUCUUUCCAAAACUGAGACCCAAGGGAGCAUUGCUUGGCUGUUCUUAAGUGCCCAGCAUUACUCACAGGAACUAAUUACAUCAGCUCUUUAUGAUUCUAUCAUCGAUUUCAGGUGAACGAGAAAUUCUAUACAUUGCUUUGAUUAUUCUGGAAAGAACAGUAAUUUGUUUUCUAAAAUGGUUCAUGUGUUUUCUCCUUUUCUUAGUUACUUCAAAAUGACAUUGUUAGAGACAAUUCUUUUAUAACUGUGAUUUCUCUAUGACAGAGUGUUAUGUAUAUAGAUGAGAGUGACAUUUCUGUGUCACAUAAGUAGAGACAGGCUUAUAUAGUUCUAUUUUAAAUGAAACACUGAUUCAUUACACUGAAUAAAUAGAAUUCAACUAUUGCUUUUCAGGGGGACCAGGGGUAAGUUUGAAGAAGGUUAAUAUUAAUUGUUUAAAAACAGCUUAGUGAUGAAUGCACUUGAUUUAUAAUGAAGGUUAAAAUGAAAGCUUUAAUCAGCAGGGUAAAGGGAGCUAAAUGGCUUUUUGAUAUCUCGUUUUUCAGUCUAGGAGUUAGAAAUCCGAAUUCCUUUCUCCUCAUUCUCUAGAGGCCUUCCUUUUUUUGUAUAUUAAAUGAUUGUCUUUUAAAAGGCAGAUAUUUUGUCAAGGGGCUUUGCAUUCAAACUGCUUUUCCAGAGCUAUACUAAAAAGAAAGAUAAAGCUAUAGUCUAAGAAAUAUUAAAGAGUUCAAGAAAGUGAAGAUUUUUUUCCCUCAAGUUUUUGUGGUUGGAGAAGGAUGUAUUUUGACAAGAAAUCUUAUAUAUAUAUGUACAUAUAUAUGUAUAUGUACAUAUAUAUAUGAAUAUUUUAAUAACUAUUGUAUAGAGACUUUGGACUUUCAUUAAUAUAAAUAACAGAAGAGAAAAAUUGUAUACCUUUAUUUGAUUUCCAAAAAAAUAAAACCGAGUUGUCCUUUGUGAACUGCAUCUUCUUAUAUGUGGAUAUUUAAGUCAAAAUUGUCAUUUCAGUUUUCAAAGGUGAAAUUUUCAUUUGUUCCAAUUUUGUUCAGUUUUACUAAGGUACAGGUAUACUAUAUCUUUGUGUUUCCCUCCAGAUUUGAUUGAACUAUUAAUCUGAUUUGAAAGUUUGUGUAUAUAUUUUUCUAGCUUAAUCGACUAUGUGUAUCUGCUUUAUAUCCUUUGUAUUAAUAAAUUGUGCUUUUUAUAUUAAUUUGA
Molecule: messenger RNA, 2130 nt
Organism: Odocoileus virginianus texanus
Lineage: Eukaryota; Metazoa; Chordata; Mammalia; Artiodactyla; Cervidae
Gene: CLDN8
Product: claudin 8
Biological process (GO): bicellular tight junction assembly; cell adhesion
Cellular component (GO): plasma membrane; bicellular tight junction
Molecular function (GO): structural molecule activity
Source: RefSeq, a predicted model, not a curated record